ACUUCGGAAAUUGAAUUUUUUUGUUUGUUUAUUUUUGACAGCUAAGGAUAUCUAUUUUUAAAGCACAAUAUUCAAAAUUAAAUUCAAAUUUUUGGCGGGCUUGAUUGAUUUUGCAACACAUUUUCUAAGUGUGGCAUAACGAUGCAAUGUUUUGGUAAACAAACAUGGAAUGUGUUUUGGACGAGGAGUUACUGGCCAAUAUUAAAUGCAGCGACCAGGAAGAUGCGGAUGAGGAGGAAAAGAUGCAGGUGGAAGGGGAAAUUCCUCCACCAGAACCCAUCACAGAUAGAUCUUUUAAUGGUGAAGACUCCGAUCCGCUGCAGGAAACUGUGACAGCCAUCAAUUUUCCUUGGGUGUUUGAGGAAAGUGACGUUCUGAUGACCGAUGACCAACUAGCCGUGGAGGCGAUUAAGAAAGAGGGUUCUUCCCGUCCUCCCGUCGCUAAGAGGGGACGUGGUCGCCCUGCCGUCGCAGCUGGAACCUACACAUCCCAAAAUGGUCAAAUCUGGACUUUAAAUAGAGACUGCGAGGAGACAAUGGAAGAGUUGCCGAUUUUGGGUCAACAAGCCUGUGGAAAGGGUCCGGCUCGCACAAUAUCCAACGCAGUGGAAGCAUGGAUGCUUCUUUUUGACGACGAAAUGCUUAAAUCCCUUUUGCGCCACGCCAAUGAUCAGAUGCGUAAGCGGCGCAAUCCGCAAAAUACCUGCCGCCCUAUGGACAUAAUCGAGUUGCGCGCCUUCCUGGGGCUGAGCUACCUCUGCGGAGUAUUUCGCAAUGCCGAGUAUACCGGACCUCUCGAUGAGCUCUGGACUUUAGAACUGGGCAACGCCAUUUUUCGUGCAUCCAUGACCUUGGCCCGGUUUGAGAGCAUUUCAGAGUGUCUGGCUGGCAAUUCCGGCAUGGCUGAAGCCCAGAAAAUGUGGCAACGUCUCCUUAUUAACAGCAGAUCAUAUUAUGGCUGCAGCAGCUGGUUAACAGUUGACGAGGUUCGUUGCUCCGUGGAGAACAUGCGAUUGACCGUUUGUUGUGAUGCCAGGACUCUCUACAUGGCCAAUGCGGUGGUCAACAAACAGCAGAAGCCGCCAGUCAAGGAUAUCGAACAGCUCAUAUGCGACUUUAAGACCACGGGAAGAAAUGUAACAAUGGGAACUCGUCAUUUGAACCCGGAACAAUCAGAGCUAAUGGUGCAGCGACAGCUCAGCUCGCUGGGCAUGUUGAACGAUUCCUCAAUCGACUGGCCACGCCAGUGGCCAAACGAAAGUCCACUAUAUUGUGGCCAAUCCAAGCUCAUACCGUUUGACACGGAAGCGGUAUUCGCUUGCGGUCUCAGCUCCCAAGUGGAUACACUCCAGGCCUAUCACAGCACCUCCCAGGCUUGCCAGCAAUUUCACGACUUGUGUCAGCGAUACAGCACAGCCCAUGCCACUCCGUCGUCCCUCAAAAAUCAGAGCAAUCCCUUCCUACAAUUGUUGCACCUGGUGCUCAACAAGGCGGCCGUGAAUGCUUGGAUUCUUUUAAGACUUGCGCCUAAAGGAGAUGUGACCAUGGAACAGCGAGACUUCCAACGGCAGCUGGGACUCUUUCUAACGCAACAGCGUCUGCAGCGUCGCCUUCAACGAAAAUCGACUACAUCGCUGGUAAUGAGGUUGCAGAUUUGCGAGAUUCUGGGCCAACCGAACGAGCGCCUGCUCUUCGAAGCUGCUGGGGAGGCGAAGAGGUCGCGCAGCGUGGGUGUCCUGGACCCAGAUAAAAUGAAUCUUCCACCGGGCGUAAGCCUGGCUAGUCGUCACGGCGACAAGCACCGCCGCUGCAAGCCAUGUUCCCAAACCAAGCGCGACACGAAGUCACGGACGAGGUGCCAACAGUGUCUUUCCCAUCGUUGUGGCAAGCACCUGAUCUCCCGCUGCUUCGAGUGCGUGGGUAUACUGCCAGAACAAAUUCCCGAGGACACUUGAACACUGGCAUUAAAUAACUUUUAUUGAAGUGA
This is a messenger RNA of Drosophila ananassae, 1987 nucleotides long. RefSeq lists its product as uncharacterized. Bases 165 to 1955 code for a protein of 596 amino acids. The transcript has a single exon. The record is from RefSeq and is a predicted model, not a curated record. NCBI's taxonomy places the organism in Eukaryota, Metazoa, Arthropoda, Insecta, Diptera, Drosophilidae.